AUGGAGGGUCUGGGAGAAGCUGAGCUCUGCUACCCUCAUCUCCUGAACUCGUCCUGCAGGGGCACGAUGCCUCCUAGAACCAAGGCCGUCAUCCUCUACGCGCUGCUCUCCUUCAUCGCUAUGCUCACUGUGACUCUUAACCUGCUGGUUAUCAUCUCCAUCUCCCACUUCAGACAGCUUCACAGCCCCACCAACCUGAUCCUCCUCUCCCUCGCCAUCUCUGACUUCCUUGUUGGGCUGCUGGUGAUGCCCAUUGACACUAUGCGUUUCAUAGAGACUUGCUGGUUGCUUGGUGACCACAUGUGUGCUGCGUCUUACGUUAUCGGCUUCACUCUCACCUCAGCUUCGGUGGGAAACAUGGUGCUCAUAUGCAUCGAUCGUUAUGUUGCUAUUUGUCAUCCUCUGCAGUACCCCAACAAAAUCACUCACAGCAGAGUUCAGGUGUCUGUGUGUCUGUGCUGGGCCUGUUCACUCUUCUAUAAUGGGCUGAUUUUAACAGACCAUUUUAGGGAGCCAGACAGGCAUAACUCCUGCUAUGGGGAGUGUUUGGUUGUGAUUAGCCACGUCUCCGGAGCUGUCGACCUUGUGUUCACUUUUAUCGGCCCCUGCGCUGUCAUCCUAGUUCUGUACAUGAGAGUGUUUGUUGUGGCGGUGUCUCAGGCUCGUGUCAUGCAGUCUCAUAUUUCAGCCGUCCCCAACGGCACCGUAAUAGUCACAGCAACGAAAUCAGAGAGGAAAGCAGCCAGGACACUGGGUAUUGUGAUUCUUGUGUUUCUGCUGUGUGUCUGUCCUUUUUACUAUCCUUCACUUGCAGGACAGGACAUGUCAAACGGUGCCCCAUCUUGGGCUUUUGUGUCCUGGCUGUUGUUUUUUAAUUCUUGUUUGAACCCACUGAUAUAUGCUUUUUUCUACCCGUGGUUUAGAAAAGCUAUCAAGUUCAUUGUCACCCUGAAGAUAUUUGAGCAAGACUCCUCUCAUGCAAAUAUAUUUUAA
Molecule: messenger RNA, 993 nt
Organism: Thunnus maccoyii (southern bluefin tuna)
Lineage: Eukaryota; Metazoa; Chordata; Actinopteri; Scombriformes; Scombridae
Product: trace amine-associated receptor 13c-like
Exons: 1
Coding region: 1-993 (330 amino acids)
Biological process (GO): G protein-coupled receptor signaling pathway
Cellular component (GO): membrane
Molecular function (GO): trace-amine receptor activity
Source: RefSeq, a predicted model, not a curated record